AUGCGUGAGUUCUACGAAACAUCGGAAACCUAUAAAGGGCUUCUGGCUGCGCACGACGAAACCUAUCUCCGACACUACGUAGAAUUGGUGAUCCGCUACGCACCGCCUCGCUCCAAAGUCCUUGACCUCGGGUGCGGAAACGGUAUCUCAGCGCGACUGCUCAAUCAGGCGGACUUUGAUGUCGUCGGAACCGACAUCUCUCCGCUCUUUCUUGAAGACGCUCAAACAUGGGAAAAUCCGAAACUCCACUAUAGGGUUUGUGAUGUGAUGGAACUCCCCUUUGAAAGCGAGUCCUUCGAUGUUAUCUGUUCAAACGAAUUGGUUGAACAUCUGCCCGAUGUAGAAACGGCGUUAACCGAGAUGAUGCGGGUUGUGUGCAAGGGUGGGAGAAUUGUGCUCUCUGGACCAAAUCUCUGUUCACCCUUAAUCCCGUUUCUUGAUUGGCUCAACCUGAUGUCCGGCAAACCCGGCAGACCCGUCUGGGGUGAGACGAAACGGCAAGCGUUGCAGCAAUUUGUGCGUAAUUGUGGGCUCUAUGUCCGGAAGCGGUUCUUGACUCCGGCGACAGUGGCACCGAACUUCAUUUACCGUGAACCCGAUUUACAGGCGGAUGCCAUCGGUGGUGAUGCAGACAGUGCUUAUUAUGCCAGCCCUAUUGAUCUCGCUCAAUUUUUCCGAUCACACGGGUUCACGAUCGUCAAGAAAGCCGUUGGGUUCGGGAUAAAGGCAGGAUUAUCGCGGGAGCGUUUCCGUACCUGA
This is a messenger RNA of Geodia barretti, 759 nucleotides long. NCBI's taxonomy places the organism in Eukaryota, Metazoa, Porifera, Demospongiae, Tetractinellida, Geodiidae. The record is from the annotation of a GenBank genome assembly.